CAGCAGCCGCCACAAGUCUUUCCGCCUCCAAGUCUCGCUUGCAGAGCGGAGAGAUUAUGGUGGACUGACACCGCUGCCUGCAGACGGACCCCGCCGGAGGGUUUCCCAUGCUCCAACUAACCAAAAGAAGAAGGAAAAAGCCAUCCUCCCGGCAUGACUGCUGCUCCCGGGGGCCUCCCGCCUCGCCUGCCUGCUUGAUGUCUUCCCCCGUCCGUACAGCCAUCGCUACACCCAUGUAUUUUUCAUGCUGGAAGUCUCCAUGCCCCCGAGCCGCUGCUGGUGACCGCGGGGCGGCUAUGAAGUAGCCCUCGGGCAGCUGCGUACAACGCGCCGUCCUCCCGGCCCGCAUGCAUUUCUCUUUGCGAAGGGAAGGAUUUUCUUGAAGGCAAAGCCAGCGACCGCCGCCUCCAGAUCCCCCUGCGAGGGACGGACUCUCACCGACAUGGCUCACGUGUUGCCCUGGCUGUUGCUGUGCCUGGGCUCCGGCGUGGUGCGAGCCGGCCGCGCGCAGCUGGGGAUCCUCGUGCCGCUGCGCAACGGGCUGGGGCCCCCGGCCCAGGGCCACCGGGUGCAGCGAGCCGCCGAGGGGGAGCAGGAGGACUCCAAGCAAGGGAGCAAUUUUGUGGACAUGAUAGAUAACUUGCGGGGCAAGUCCGGGCAGGGCUACUAUGUGGAGAUGACUGUCGGGAGCCCCCCGCAGAAGCUGAACAUCCUGGUGGACACAGGCAGCAGCAACUUUGCAGUUGGGGCAGCACCUCACCCGUUCCUGCAGAGGUACUACCAGCGGCAGCUGUCCAGCACCUACCGGGACCUGCGGAAGGGCGUCUACGUGCCGUACACCCAGGGCAAGUGGGAGGGGGAGCUCGGGACCGACCUGGUCACCAUCCCCCACGGCCCCAGUGUCACCGUCCGAGCCAACAUUGCAGCCAUCACCAAGUCGGACAAGUUCUUCAUCAACGGCUCCAACUGGGAGGGGAUCCUGGGGCUGGCCUACGCUGAGAUCGCCCGGCCUGAUGACAGCUUGGAGCCCUUCUUCGACUCACUGGUGAAGCACACCCGCGUCCCCAACAUCUUCUCCCUGCAGCUGUGUGGGGCAGGCUUCUCCCCCAACGAGUCCGAGGCCUUGGCAUCAGUUGGCGGCAGCAUGAUCAUCGGCGGCAUCGACCGUUCCCUCUAUGUCGGCAGCAUCUGGUACACUCCCAUCAGGAAGGAGUGGUACUACGAGGUCAUCAUUGUCAAGGUCGAGAUCAACGGGCAGGACCUGAAGAUGGACUGCAAAGAGUACAACUACGACAAGAGCAUUGUGGACAGCGGGACCACCAACCUCCGGCUGCCGAAGAAGGUGUUCGAGGCUGCGGUCAAGUCCAUCAAAACAGCAUCUUCGACGGAGAAGUUCCCCGACGGCUUCUGGUUGGGGGAGCAACUGGUGUGCUGGCAGGUCGGCACCACCCCCUGGCACAUCUUCCCCGUCAUCUCACUCUAUUUGAUGGGCGAGGCCACCAACCAGUCCUUCCGGAUCACCAUCCUGCCCCAGCAAUACCUGCGCCCCGUGGAGGAUGUGGCCACCUCCCAGGAUGACUGCUACAAGUUCGCCAUCUCACAGUCCUCCACCGGCACCGUCAUGGGCGCCGUCAUCAUGGAGGGCUUCUACGUCGUCUUCGACCGGGCCCGCAAGCGCAUCGGCUUUGCAGUCAGCACCUGCCACGUGCACGACGAGUUCCGGCGGGCGGCGGUGGAGGGGCCGUACCUGCACCCCGACAUGGCGGACUGCGGCUACAACAUCCCGCAGACGGACGAGUCCACACUGAUGACCAUCGCCUAUGUCAUGGCGGCCAUCUGCGCCCUCUUCAUGCUGCCGCUGUGCCUGAUGGUCUUCCAGUGGCGCUGCUUCCGCUGCCUGCGGCGGGACCACGACGACUUUGCCGACGACAUAUCCUUGCUCAAGUGACGCCUGCCCCGCAGGCCGAGGGGGCUGCUGGAGCCUGCUCCUGGGGGCCCCGGAGCCAGGGCGGGAGCAGGCACAGCUCUGACUUGGGGCACGGGCUCUUCUGCCCCUGGAACACGAGGUGUGUGGCGGGGAGGGGGAAGGGAGCGAUCCUGUCUGCCAGCAGCAGAGCCAUUGCCCAGAGGCAGGCCCCUGGUGCCCCCCUUGCCCUCCCACCUCCGCUGUAGCAGCCGGGUCCUGGGCUGGAGCAGCGAGGGAGGGCGAGGUGCUGGUGGCAGGGCAGCCCCGGGCCGGGGAGCAGGGCGCCAGUGGUUGGUGGGGGUCACUGUCCCAUGCUUUCAGGUUCAGUUGGUUGGUUCCUAGCUAAUACCCUGGGUGUGCUGCUGCCCUGGGGGGCUGGGGACAGCCCCUCCAUGGUCUGCCAGGCAGACAUGGAGUCACUGCCCUCUACACCCCAGAAGCAGCUGCCCCAAACCUGCCCCAGCCAGGGACACAUUGCCAGAGGCUGAAGGGGGCAGCAGCCUCAGAGGCACCUGGCCCUGGCCCAGGGGUGGCAGCUCUGGGGCUUUCGCUGGCCUCUCCUGUGUGGUGCCGCGGGUCGUGCUUUGACCCCAUUGGGGUCCUCUGCCCCACAGAGACCUGCCCGCAGCACAAGGAAGCUCAGUCACGGGGCAGAGGACCGAGCUAUACCGAGCCUCUUCCUUGGCACCUGCGCUGGCCUAGCCUUCCCCCAUCCUCAGCAGCUCCUGGAGAGCCGGGCCUGUUGGCACAGAGAAACCUGCUCAGCCCAGCCUGGGGGUCCCUGGAGGCGCCCCGCCAUGUCGUACUCUGUGCGUGUGCCCGUGCGUUGCUGCUUGCCGUAGCCCCCAGGCUGCCCCCUCUCUUCCCCAUGGGAUGCCCACGUGAGCUGGACUCUACGGGCUGCAUCCCCACAGCCGGUGGGAGCAGAGAGCUGGGAACCACCCUGUGCUGGCUGCCCUCUGCUCUCUCUGGGGACCCUCCGUGACCCGCUGCCUCCUCGUGGGGUGGAGGUGGACCCUGGGCACACAGCCACGGGAACCUACCUGGUGUUGGUGUCCCGGGCGCAGGUCAGGGCAGGGUCUGGCUGGCUGGGUGGUCAGAUCACCGUGCAGGAGCCUGACUGGGCUCCGUCGUGCAGUGGGGAGGAAGACCCCCGCUGAGAGUGGGGGCAGCGCUGUACAGGAUCCCGUCUGCUGCAGGAGCUGCCACCUCCCCCCAGUGGCUUCCACCUCCUGUCCUUGGAGCUCGGGGAGGCAGAUGCCCACAGCCCUGAGCCCCAGGCAGGGAACCCUCCCUGCCUCCUGCCUGCCUUCUCUUUAGCUCUGCCCCCACCUGAUCCCCGUGGCCCAGGGCUGGCACUGGCCAUGGCUGCGAGCGGUCACAGCACCUCAUUCUCUGAAGGAGGCAGCAGCUGCUCCUGAAACAGGGGUAUUGGGCUGGUUGCCUCCUGCCUGUGCCUGGGGCUGAGAGCUUGGGGAGGGGCUGGUCGUUUCCACCCUGACACCUCCCAUCAAGCGCAGCCCGUGGCCACAGCCCAGAGCAGCAGGUUGAGAACGGGUAGCCCCUGCCGCAGCCCUGGCACCCUGCCUCCCCAAGCUGAGAGCACACCUGGCCCGGCCAAGCCUGCAGUAGGAUCCCCAAAGCCAAACUGUUACCCAGCCUGCCCACCCCCGCAAAAGCCAUAGGAGCCAGGCCCAGCCUGUGCCAGCACCCGCCUGCUGCCGCAGCCUUGUCUCACUGAGGGCCCUGCCCUGCAUGGGAUGGGAUGGGAUGGGCUCCCCCAGCACGUGGGCAGAAGGGAGAGAAAUGUCUCUUCCCGCUCUGGGCUUGGCUGCUAAAGGAGCCCCCUGCUACAGCCAGUCUGCAGGGGACGGCUGCAGGCAGCAGUGCCAUCCUUGCUGUCCAGACACACGGUUGCCCGUAGGCGAGGGCAGCAGAGCAGGACGUGGUGUGCGCAGAGGCCAGGAGCUUCUGGCCUGUGCAUUGGAUACAUGUCCCAAUCCUUGUAAUUCCAGUGCUGCAACCCACCCGGCCUUGCCCAGCCUGGCAGUGGGGGGGGGGCACAUGGUUUUUAGACCAUUGCUCUUAAGCUCCGUUUUGGUUUCUGGGCUCUGCAGCCACAGGCCCGGCUGGGGGAGGGCAGGGUGGAAGGAGCUUCCCAUGGAGCUGAGGGAAGCAGGCUCAGCAGGGAGCUGGAGGCUGGAGAGAGCCCCCAUAAAGCUGCUGGGGGCAGGAGGGGGCCCAGGACAACACAGAGCACAUAAGCUUGCACCGCGGGAGCAGCUUCAUGACAGAUGUGAUGGUGCAGUGCACAAGGGGGGCGGAAGCAGCCAUAGCUCCCCCCGGAGCCUGCGAGAGGUGUGGAAAGGCCAGGGGAAGGGGGUCCACACCCCGCAGUGGUGCACAUCCCCUUCCCCCCCCCCCCCACAAGCUGCUGCUGCCCAUAGUUGUCACAAGGGCAGACAAGCCCGUGUUCAACAGUGCCAGCCCUCCCCCCAGAGCGGUGGUGACAGAGGGAGCUCUUCCACCCUGCCCUCCCCUUGGGAGAAGCCCAGAAGGGAUCCCCAGAGCAGGCGCUGGCUCAAGAGACGGCCCAGGGGAGCACAGAGCAGCAGGGGGGUCCAGGCUGCUCUUUCCCGCUGCUUCAUGAGCCUGUCUCAGCGCCCAUGCCCCCUCACCUGGUGACUUGCUCCGGCACACCUCGGGGCCCCAGGCCACCUCAGAAGGGCAGAGCGAGGCAGGUGGGAUGUGCCCAGACCCCACACCCCAGUGCCUGCCUGCCUGCCCAGGACCUCCCCGGGACACCAGACUCGUUUGUGGGCCACUGCCUUAACGCACCCGUGUGUGUAGAGCCCCGCAGACCGGGGCCACAUCCAGCUGCCCAGCACAAGGGGUGCAUCCAGGAGCCUCGCCUAGAGCUGCCAGCGCUUACACCACUGCUGAAUUUGUCCCAGACUUUGCAAUCUCUGAAGCAGGAGUAAGACUGAGAGGUGCUGAGCACCUGUCCAGCCCACGGAGAGACCAAACCAACCUGCCCAGAGGAGGCUGCCGUGGAGCCAGAGCAGGAGGGGAGGGGAGGGGGGUAGGGCCUGGAAAGGUUUGUUACUCUGAGCUGCAGUGCAGCCAGCUUCAUUCGUCCCCGAGAGCUUCUGCCCCGCGGGCCCAGCCUCGCAGCAGCCAAGACCGGCAGUGGCGGCGAGCCGGCUGGACUGCGAGCAGCACGGGGAAGCGGGGCAGCAGCAGACUCCAGUCCUCUGUAACCCUAAUGUCUGUGUAAGAAUCAUGAAUGUUACCGCAGUAAAUUAUGACAUUAAAAGCAGAGAAGAGCC
This is a messenger RNA of Alligator mississippiensis (American alligator), 5295 nucleotides long. RefSeq names its product beta-secretase 1 (gene BACE1). NCBI's taxonomy places the organism in Eukaryota, Metazoa, Chordata, Crocodylia, Alligatoridae. Gene Ontology annotation, cellular component: membrane; endosome; trans-Golgi network. The transcript has 9 exons. Bases 443 to 1948 code for a protein of 501 amino acids. The record is from RefSeq and is a predicted model, not a curated record. Gene Ontology annotation, biological process: amyloid-beta metabolic process; membrane protein ectodomain proteolysis. Gene Ontology annotation, molecular function: aspartic-type endopeptidase activity.